This is a messenger RNA of Heterostelium album PN500, 1038 nucleotides long. It is a transcript of the gene ugt1, whose product is annotated as putative glycosyltransferase. The record is from RefSeq and is a predicted model, not a curated record. Gene Ontology annotation, cellular component: UDP-N-acetylglucosamine transferase complex. Gene Ontology annotation, molecular function: hexosyltransferase activity. Bases 1 to 1038 code for a protein of 345 amino acids. NCBI's taxonomy places the organism in Eukaryota, Evosea, Eumycetozoa, Acytosteliales, Acytosteliaceae. The transcript has 4 exons. Gene Ontology annotation, biological process: dolichol-linked oligosaccharide biosynthetic process.
AUGAGCAAUAACAGCAAUUCAUUUUUAAAUGAAAAGAAAUAUGUAUUUGUAACGGUUGGAACAACCAGAUUCGAAGAGCUAAUACAGGAGGUUGACAAAAAAGAGUUUCAUCAGUUGCUAAAGAGUUUUGGAUAUAAUGCAAUCCUAAUGCAAAUUGGAAACAGUGGAUAUAUUCCUGUUAAUUCUGUAAAUUUAGAAGAUCAACAACAACAACAACAACAACCAACAACAUCAUCAUCAUCAUCACUACCAACUGGAUUCCAAUCGUAUUACUAUAGAUUUAAACCAUCAUUAUUCGAUGAUAUGAAUAAUAGUACUUUGAUUAUAUCUCAUGGUGGAUCCGGAUCGAUUUUAGAAUCAUUGGAAAUUCACAAACCAAUUGUUUGUGUCACCAAUAGUAGAUUGAUGCAUAAUCAUCAGGUGGAGUUGGCAGAUAGAUUGUCUGGAUCACCCUAUAACUACUUACUGCCUUGCGAGCCAUCGAAUUUGGCAUCGGUGAUCAAAGAUGAUCUAAAGUCAUACUUGGCAACACGUCAGCAGAUGAAUGAUAAAACUAUUGAUCGAUCACUCAACAGAUUCUCACAGGGUCUCAAAGAGAAUACUGAAUCAUUAAGCAGCAACAGCAGUAACAGUAACAGCAAUAGUAACGGUCUAAAGACUAUGGUUGUUCUGGGAUCUGGUGGACAUACAGCAGAGAUGUUUUACCUCCUAAAGAAGCUGGACAGAGAUCGUUUCAAUCACAUCACAUACGUAUUGGCAGACUCUGACAAGCGUUCACUCGACAAAAUAACACUGAAUGACAAACUACCAGAGCAACGUACAGUCAAAACCAUUCCAAGAAGUAGAAAUGUUGGACAAAGUUAUAUUCAUAGUAUUUGGACAACUUUUAUAUCAUUAUUAUAUUGUUUAAUUUUGGUUUUCAAAGAGAAACCAGAUGUUAUUCUAUGUAAUGGACCUGUUGUUAAUAUGAAUAAUAACAAUGAUUCAUCAACAUCAUCAAGUACAACAACAUCAUCAUCAUCAACUAAAAAGAGAUAA